Messenger RNA from Dermacentor silvarum, 746 nucleotides. RefSeq names its product NTF2-related export protein 1 (gene Nxt1). The record is from RefSeq and is a predicted model, not a curated record. Gene Ontology annotation, biological process: protein import into nucleus. The transcript has a single exon. Bases 153 to 584 code for a protein of 143 amino acids. Gene Ontology annotation, cellular component: nuclear pore central transport channel. Lineage: Eukaryota; Metazoa; Arthropoda; Arachnida; Ixodida; Ixodidae.
AUGCAUGCAUGGUCAUGCUCCAUGCAUACUCCAUGUAGAUAAGACUGCGAGGACCGUGAGGGUGGUCCAUGUUCUGGGUGUUGUGUGCGUUGUAUGUCGAUACAGUUGAAGCUGUGGCAGUUGUGCGCACGUAGCAUCAUUCAUUUACCGCUAUGGCAGCAGUGAAAAGUGCAGAUGUACGCUUUUACAUGCAGCAAGACGACCAGGCGACUAAAGCUGGAGAAGAUUUCGCUAGGCUCUUCUACGAGACCCUCGAGAAACGGCGGCACCUGCUCGGCAACCUUUUCCUUGACACCGCAAACUUGGUGUGGAAUGGCAACCCGCACAGCACCAAGGCAGCUAUCAGCAAGUUCUACGAAUCGCUUCCGUCGUGCGAGACUGAUCUCAUUUGCGCUGAUGCACAAUCCUUUCGUGGUGAAUUCGUCCAAGGCCAGACAACGAUACAUGUUGUAGCUGCUGGCCAGAUCAAGUUUUCAGGCAAGCGCUGGGUACCUUACACGGAAUCCUUUGUGCUGACGGCUCAAGGCACUGUGUGGAAGAUUGUUGUGGACACGUUUCGUUUUCAAGAACCUGCACCGGUGUGACUGGGCGGAUUGAGUGUGUUGUCCACGGCGCAAAAUGCACAAUCUGUAGCUGCAAUCGCCAUUUACAUUGUGUGUACUUCUGCGUGAUGUAUCAAUCUUUCAUGUCUCAUAUGACCAUACGUUUUUUUUAAAGUAAAAGCAGUUUCUGUCCACAAAGCUGGA